Molecule: messenger RNA, 1479 nt
Organism: Sphaerodactylus townsendi
Lineage: Eukaryota; Metazoa; Chordata; Lepidosauria; Squamata; Sphaerodactylidae
Gene: NPFFR2
Product: neuropeptide FF receptor 2
Exons: 3
Coding region: 1-1173 (390 amino acids)
Biological process (GO): G protein-coupled receptor signaling pathway
Cellular component (GO): membrane
Molecular function (GO): neuropeptide receptor activity; peptide binding
Source: RefSeq, a predicted model, not a curated record
AUGCAGCACGCGGUAGCCCUGGCCCGCCGGAGAAGGUGGCCGGCAGCCCAGGGCGCUCCAAGCCAGCCUGCCUCGAGGGUCCCUGCCCUGGCUCGGGCGAAAGGGGCUUCUGGAGUCGGGAAGCCCCCUGCGCUGCCCCACGCCCCGGUGCCGGCUCAGGCUCUCUGCACAUGCACAGAUGGCUCUCGCCUUAAUUCCGACGGCUGUUCCGAGAUCGGGCGUUGGACACAGGAGAGGCGGAUCCGGACUAGUCCUGACUCCCUUCGGCAGAGCGGUCCUCUCAGCGUUUCCCCGGGAGUAGGUCCCACUGUACUGGGGACUGAGCUCCGCGGCUUUCGGUUCCGCUCCAUCGUAUACCCAUUUAAGCAGAAGCUGACUAUAUCGACAGCCGUGGUCAUCAUCGCUGUCAUCUGGGUUUUGGCUGUUGCCAUUAUGUGCCCGUCGGCAGUGAUGUUGAAGGUGGAGAAGGAGAAACAUUUCAGGGUGAUCCUCGGCGACGGCAACGAGACCAGCCCGAUCUAUUGGUGCCGGGAGGACUGGCCCAACCAGGACAUGAGAAAGAUCUACACUACCGUCCUCUUCGCCAACAUCUAUCUGGCCCCUCUUUCGCUCAUUGUCAUCAUGUACGCUCGGAUAGGGAUCACUCUCUUCAACACCGUGGUCCCUGCCACCGGGAAGCAGGGCCACGAACGCCACUCUGUUUACAAGAAGAAGCAGAAGGUGGUCAAGAUGCUCAUCAUCGUGGCCCUGCUUUUCAUCCUCUCAUGGCUGCCUCUGUGGACUUUGGCGAUGCUCUCGGACUACGCGCACCUGACCGAAGAACAGUUGCAAGUCAUCAAUAUCUACGUCUACCCUUUCGCUCACUGGCUGGCCUUCUUCAACAGCAGCAUGAACCCCAUCAUUUAUGGGUUCUUCAACGAGAACUUCCGGAGAGGUUUCCAGGCAGCCUUCAGGUUCCAGCUUUGCUCUGGGGACGGGAUGCUGAGGGAGAUCUAUUCUCAGCGGAGGCAAAGCAAUGCCGUUUUACCUGCUGCGGUUCUCCAACAAACGGACCAGAAUCCUACGUCAAGGCUGCCUCAGAAAGGAAACUGGAUGGACAAAACACAAGUGCUGAUGCUGGAAGAUCUAGAAAAGGCCGCAAAUAACAAUGGGAUGAAACAAGACUUGCUAUAAAUUACCUCAUCCUGCUCGUUCGGUGUCCCCCUUGACAAUUGUCUUGCUAUCCAAGCCCUACCUGGCAAAAAACAACAACUCUUUUAGGAUUUUGCUUGUCUUUUUUUUGUAUAAUAUUUGGUUGUUUGGAAAAUACACAACAGCCUGUUCCUGAAUCAGGAGAGAUUCUAUUGUAAUUAAGAAAUUUUUGGAUUUUCCCUCCACAGGAGCCUCAAAGUCUUACAUUUGGGUAGGUUCCGAAUCCUCCGAAGACGGUUAAUCUCAAAAAUUUAUAAUGUAAAUAAUAAAAAGCUUGAACAACCUGUU